UUUGAAUGAAAUUCCUGCCAGCUCUAAGGGAGAGAGAGAGAGAGGGAAAGAGUAGAAAGUUUAACUCCUCCCAUUGGAGUGUCUCACGCCCCUGCCCAGCCCUUGAAACCCAAUAACCAAGAUCAUUCAACAAUGCCUUCCCUUCCCUGGCUGCAUCCUCACCACACUCCGACCUGCAGCAGCCGCCCUGCCCGCUGCGCGCGAGGCUGCGGGGCCGCUGCCCGGCACCCAGCACAGCCGGCGGCGCCACACACAGUCCCCGCGGCCGUGGCCAGGGCGAGGAUGGACAAGAUCUUCUUCUGGGGCGUCCUCCUGGCCUCCUGUGCCCGCUGCCAGGCGCUGCCCGCCGAGCCAGGUGCUGCACCCGCCUGCCCGCCCCAGUGCCACUGCGAAGAGGAUGGCAUCAUGCUCUCGGUGGAUUGCUCCGAGCUGGGGCUUUCGGAGGUGCCUGCCAACCUGAGCCCGCUCACAGCUUACCUAGAUCUGAGCAUGAACAACAUCAGCCGGCUGCAGCCCCGCACUUUCCGCCACCUUCGCUUCCUGGAGGAGCUGCGCCUCUCUGGAAACCAGAUCUCCAGGAUCCCAGGGGAAGCUUUCUCUGGUCUCUACAGCCUGAAGAUUCUGAUGUUGCAGAACAAUCAGCUGAGUCGCAUCCCUGCAGAGGCACUGAGAGAUCUUCCAAACCUCCAAUCUCUACGCCUGGACGCAAACCUUAUCUCCGUGGUGCCCGAGAAGAGCUUUGAGGGGCUGCUCUCCUUGCGCCACCUGUGGCUGGACGACAACGCGCUGACCGAGAUCCCUGUGCGAGCUCUGAACCACCUGCCAGCGCUGCAGGCCAUGACCCUGGCGCUCAACCAGAUCUGGCACAUCCCCGAUUACGCCUUCCAGAACCUCAGCAGCCUCGUGGUGCUGCACCUGCACAACAACCGGAUCCAAAGCCUGGGAGCCAACGGCUUUGAUGGGCUGCACAGCCUGGAAACCCUGGAUCUGAACUACAACGAGCUGCUGGAAUUCCCUGGGGCUAUCAGGACGCUGGGCCGACUGCAGGAGCUGGGUUUUCAUAACAACAACAUCAAAGCUAUUCCAGAGAACGCAUUUGUUGGGAAUCCCCUCCUCCAAACAAUCCACUUUUAUGACAAUCCCAUCCAGUUUGUUGGACAGUCUGCUUUCCAGUACCUGCCAAAGCUCCACACUCUGUCACUCAAUGGUGCAGCGGAUAUCAGAGAAUUCCCAGACCUUAAAGGCACUACCAGCCUAGAAGUUUUGACCUUGACCCGGGCAGGCAUUCAUUUACUCCCCAGAGGAAUGUGCCAGCAGCUGCCCAGCCUCCGAGUCCUAGAACUGUCACACAAUCAAAUCGAAGAUCUGCCCAGUUUCCACCGGUGUCAGCGACUGGAAGAGCUUGGUCUCCAGCACAACAGGAUCCACGAAAUCAGAGCAGACACCUUUGUACAGCUGAUGGCUCUGCGCUCCAUAGUCCUCGAGGUACCUUACGCCUACCAGUGCUGUGCCUAUGGAAGCUGCAGCAGCUUCUUCAAGGUGUCCAACCAAUGGGAGGCAGAAGACAUGAGCCCUGAAGAGGAGGAUCCCCACAAAAGGACCAUGGAAUUGUUUCCAGGUCAUACUGAUAAUCACUAUGACCUAGAUGCAGAUGACCUCCAGCUGGACCUUGAGGAAUCAAAGCUGCACCCCACUAUUCAGUGCACGCCAAGUCCCGGUCCCUUCAAGCCUUGCGAUCACUUGUUUGAGAGCUGGAUCAUCCGCCUGGGAGUCUGGGUCAUCGUUCUGGUCUCGGUACUCUGCAACGGGCUGGUCAUCCUGGCUGUGUUUGCCUCUCCCAGCUACCUCUCUCCAGUUAAGUUCAUCAUCGGCUCCAUCGCUGGUGCCAACAUGCUGACCGGCAUUUAUUGCAGCAUGCUGGCCCUCGUCGACGCCUUGACCUACGGCCACUUCGCCAAAUACGGGGCCAGAUGGGAGACGGGCGCAGGCUGCAGAGUGACGGGGUUCCUGUCGGUGUUCGCCUCCGAGGCUGCCAUCUUCCUGCUGACACUGGCUGCCGUGCAGUGCAGCGUCUCGGUCUCCUGCGUGCGGGGCUAUGGGAAGUCGCCCUCCUUAGGCAAGGUCAAGGCUGCUGCCUUUUGCUGCCUGUUGCUGUCAUCCAUGGCUGCCGUUCUGCCUCUCUUCUCCGUCGGGGAAUAUGGAGCAUCCCCUCUCUGCCUCCCAUAUCCCACUCCAGAUGGGAAACCGGCCACCCUGGGCUUCACGGUGGCCUUGGUGAUGACAAACAUGCUCUGCUUCCUGACUAUCACAGGCACCUACAUCCGGCUCUACUGCAACCUGCUGAAGGGGGAGUUCAGCGCUGUCUGGGACUGCGCCAUGGUCAAGCAUGUGGCCUGGCUGAUCUUCACCAACUGCCUCCUCUACUGCCCAGUGGCCUUCCUUGCCUUCUCCUCCACACUCAACCUCUUCCUCAUCACCCCAGAGGUCAUCAAAUCCGUGCUCCUUGUGGUCCUGCCCCUGCCCGCCUGUCUGAACCCCUUGCUCUACCUGUUCUUCAACCCCCACUUCAGAGAUGACCUGCGCCUGCUGAGGCAGAAGGGCCAGGACAAGAGGAGCUACCCCCAGUCCUGCGGGGCUGAUGACAUGGAAAAAAGCUCCUAUGACUCCACUCAGGCUCUGGUGAGCUUCUCCGACAUCAACCACAUGUUUGAGACACCCGAUUCCCUGGGAGUGCACCCCAUCCUUGACAGCUACAACUUCCCCUCCAUGACGCUCGUCCCCUGCCAGCAAAGGGUGAGCACCAUGGGGAAGGAGAGGGUCUUCUCUGAGCAUUGUCCCUGCCUCAGUGACAGUGAGGUGCUGAUCCCUUCAGAGAGCCGAGAUCUGGCCAGCAGCAGCCUCCGGAUAACCUUCUUCCCCUCCCCGCCCACACCACCCUACACGUCUCACUUAUAAACCUCCUCUGAGCAGCCGUGCCGACAGCCCCGCACCACACACUGAGGACCAGCCCCAGUGCUGGGUGGCCAGCAAGGUGACAGCAGGCUGCUCCAUGUAAAGCACCGGUACAACCCGUCUACCUUCACCCCCAUCACAUCUGCCUGGGCACCAGGCACUGCUCCGCCAGCUGCCGCUCUCCUGGAAGGGCUCUGACUGAGCUCCAGACACUCCGGGCUGGCCGUGGGAGGAGAUAAACCCCCUGUGAGUGUUCCUCCUGCUAGGGACUGCCUGGGAGAGAACCCACCAGCCCAGGAGAUGGGUCAGGGAGACCCUCCUCCUCGUCAUCCUGCAGCAUCACAAGCCAGGAGGAGCCUGCAGCAAAGCCAAGCAUGUCUUCUCAAGGCAGAGACAUCUUAGCAAACGAAAGUCUUUGUGGCAGAAACACGUCGAAAUGGCCAACUGCAAUGAUGUGGCCACCCAUGGGGACCUCAGGCCUUAUCCUCCAGGGUUCUCUGCAGGUCCCACAGACCCCUGGAAAUAGGCUUGUGUCGGUCCCACGCCAUCGACCGGAAGAGCAGAAGUGGGUUAAAAGCAGUGUAUUCACAUUGCACUCUGUUUUGGGAGGCUCCGCUUCACCCGCUGGGAGCCUGGUGGGCUGGGUAGGACCCCCACCUCCAGCCAACACCAGGAGCUGGGGACACCCGGCCCAUCUGUCAGUCUGACCCACAGUGUCUAACAAGGGGUCUCUGAACACCAAGGCAGCCAAAUCCAAACACCUCCCCAGAUAAACCUGUGUGCUCUGCCUGAGGUCGCUGGGCAGCACCUGGCCAAGGCACCCCAGGGGACAUUGUGGUGCCGCCACCCCCGCAGCUGCAGAUGUUGGUUCUUAGGUACAUAAGUCCCCCACAGAACACCCAUUUUGAGGACUGUGUUUGCCCUCCCCUAUUCUAAGGGCAGCUCGUGUAGAAGGAGGGAACAGAAACCCGUUUGUGGGAUGAUGGCACCAGGAGGACACAGGCUGCCGGGAAGAGUCUCAAAUUCGCUCCCUGCAGCUCAGGGGUCUCCCAUAUCCAUCCCCUCCAUCACAAACCCUCCCACUGCCGCCCAGCGCAGCAGGGAGCCCCGUGGUCAGAGCUCAGGCCCUGGGCAAAGCUUUGGUUCUGCUGAUGUUACUGCAGCUGUAUGUCACUCAUUCUUGUGAGAUAAUAAAUGAGCGCCGUUGCUGACCA
Molecule: messenger RNA, 4166 nt
Organism: Columba livia (rock pigeon)
Lineage: Eukaryota; Metazoa; Chordata; Aves; Columbiformes; Columbidae
Gene: LGR6
Product: leucine rich repeat containing G protein-coupled receptor 6
Exons: 16
Coding region: 133-2955 (940 amino acids)
Biological process (GO): adenylate cyclase-activating G protein-coupled receptor signaling pathway; activation of adenylate cyclase activity; hormone-mediated signaling pathway
Cellular component (GO): plasma membrane
Molecular function (GO): protein binding; protein-hormone receptor activity; G protein-coupled peptide receptor activity
Source: RefSeq, a predicted model, not a curated record